GGGGUGGGGCGAUGACAGGACCUGCCAAGGCUCUCGGGGACCAGGCUCUCCCAGGACGACCCAGCCGCGGGCCUGUGUUCAAGCCCCGCUGUGUCGCCAGCCAAGACACUGGCGUCUGGAAGAGGGGCGACUCAAGAUCUUCCGCACUGAAUCCAAGGAGGCGUUCAGGAAAAGUGUGCUGGACAGAUCCUUAGGAGCGCAACAUUUACUGUGUUUGAGAAUGACGUUCUCUGCUUUUGAACACUCACCCUUCUACGUAAGGCUCUGUGACCUACUCCAUCUUGUCUUCCUAAAAUAAUUCUCACCCUAUUACAGGAAGGUGGGGCGUAUACACGUUCUCUUUCCUGUCAGGUGGUGAAAUAGACUGAAGGGGGUAUUAAUUCUAAGACAUCAUUCCUGAAAAUCAGAAUCAUGUUUUACCCCCAAGAGAAUUAAUUGCACAUAAGUGUUGCAGAGGAAGUAAAAGAUUUAAAAGGAAAAGAGAAGAGGAAAAGGGUCACUGAGAUGCCCCUGGCUGGAGAGGAUGCAGAGAAAGACAGGAAAGUUCAAACAUAAGACAUUUGAAGAUAGCAAGUCGCCCACUGAAGGAAGUGACCCAGAGCAUGAAAACAGUGGUCCUCAGUUCUGUGCCUCCAUGACGGGGAAGAGAGGUCAUGGUGAAAGGAGACAGUUUGUGUGCACUGAGUGUGGAAAAGCCUUCAGUCAGAGUGCCAACCUCACUGUGCAUGAGCGAAUCCACACAGGAGAGAAGCCUUAUAAGUGUAAGGAAUGUGGAAAAGCCUUCAGUCACAGCUCCAACCUUGUGGUUCAUCGAAGAAUCCACACGGGACUUAAGCCGUACACGUGCAGUGAUUGUGGGAAGGCAUUCAGUGGGAAGUCACAUCUCAGCCGGCACCAGGAAGUCCACAGUGGGGAGAAAACGCACAAAUGUAAAGAGUGUGGGAAAGCCUUCAGCCGGAGCUCAGGACUUAUCUCUCAUCACAGAGUUCAUACUGGCGAGAAGCCCUACACUUGUAUUGAGUGUGGGAAAGCCUUUAGCAGGAGUUCAAACCUCACUCAACAUCAGAGAAUGCACAGAGGGAAAAAGAUUUACAAAUGUAAAGAGUGUGGGAAAACAUGUGGUUCUAAUACAAAGAUUAUGGACCAUCAGAGAAUUCACACUGGGGAGAAGCCCUACGAGUGUGCCGAGUGUGGGAAAGCCUUCAUCUUCAGGAAGGCUCUUAAUGAACACCAGAGACUCCACCGCAGAGAGAAACCUUACAAAUGUAAUGAGUGUGGGAAAGCCUUUACUUCUAACCGAAACCUUAUAGAUCAUCAGAGAGUUCACACUGGAGAGAAGCCUUAUAAAUGUAAUGAAUGUGGUAAGACAUUCAGGCAGACAUCUCAGGUUAUUCUACAUUUGAGAACUCAUACUAAAGAGAAACCCUAUAAGUGUAGUGAGUGUGGGAGAGCUUAUCGUUACAGCUCCCAGCUCAUUCAGCAUCAAAGGAAGCACAAUGAAGAGAAAGAAACCUUACUGUUUACCAGCCAGGUGUGAUGGCACUUGCCGUUAAUCCCGGCAUUUAGGAGACAUUAGUUUUAGGCCAGCCUGGUCUACAUAGCGAGUUCUAGACUAGCCAAGGCCACAAAGUGAGACCCUGUCUUAGGGAAAAAAAUGGCAAUAAUGUUAAUUACUACUUUUUCGAAAAUUAGAUUUUUUAAUAACAUUAAAAUUAAUUCUGCUUCUACAAAUCCGUACACAGAAAAUAGUAAGUAGCUAAAGUCUAACAAAAGGGAUAUUCAUGCCAACAUUAUACAUAGCUAAAGGGGAAAACAAAGAAACAAACAAAAUACCAAACCAAACAACCAAACAGAGACCACCCAAACUGUAGAUUAUUAUAUGAGCAGUGUGAAAGGAAUGAUAGUCUAUUCAUAUUAUGCUUCUGAAACCAUUUUGUUUUUAAAAGAAUUUUUAAUGUAUGCCAUGGGAGAAAUUUCUGGAUAACAUGGAAAGUGGAGGAAUGAAAUAUCCAGAUAAAAUAUUUUCACCUAGGAAAACGGAGAAAGAGAAGAACCAAACCUAAAUUUUCACCAUAGUUAUCUCGAGGUGAUAGGUUGUAGAUUAUUUCUAUUUUCUUCUGUAUACUUUUCUAGGCUUUCUAGAUUUUCUACAAUGAGAGUGUUACUUUUAUAUUUACAAAAAAGUAUAAUCUAUUUUAAAUACAAGCACAUGCUUGUUUUUAAUUCAGUGGUAGGAAAAGUACCUAUUGUGUAGUCUUUAAAUCUUGGGAUUCACCCUAAUCCUGGCACUGGCAGAAGUGGAAUUAUGAGCGAAUCCAUUUCUUUUAGAAUCCACUUCCUGCUACUGAAGGGGGUGGAACUUUAGUGCACCCCUUAGUGUGUAGUGAAAUAAUCGUCCUAUAAUGGAUGACUGAGCUCCACCCUUCCAACAGAGAUGUCUAGACAAUUAGAGGAGACCUGAGUCCUGACCCACUGGCUGAGCACCAGCUUCACUACUUUAGAUGAGUGAUGACACUGCUCGGACUUGUGUGAGAAGGGGAAGGUUGUUCACUUCAGAGGGAUAUGUGAGGAUUAAGUGAAAUGAUGCUAUGAUUAUGUCACACUUGGCACGUGACAGAACAGAGCGCACACCUUUAAUACCAGCAUUUGGGAGGCAGAGGCAGGCAGAUCUCUGCGUUUGAGCCCACCCCGAUCUACACAGUGGGCUCCAGGACAGCCAGGGCUACACAGAAAUCCUGUCUUGAAAAACAAAACUUGUCUGAGUUGAGAAGAAAAUGGGUAACAACCUAUCAUUUUAUUAUUAUAAUAAUAUAUUUAUUUUUAUUUUAUUGGUGUUUUUCCUGCAUGUGUGUCUGUGUGGGGUGUCAGAUCUCCUGAAACUAGAGUUACAGACAAUUGUGAGCUGCCAUGUGAUUGCUGGGGAUUGAACCUGGGUCCUCUGUAAGAACAGCCCUGAGCCAUCUCUUCAGCCUCCAAAAUAUCAUUUUAUAUGGUUUUGAUUAAAGGGAAAUCUGGCGCAUGCCUUUAAUCCCAGCACUCGGGAGGCAGAGGCAGGCAAAUUUCUGAGUUCGAGGCCAGCCUGGUCUACAGAGUGAGUUUCAGGACAGCCAGGGCUACACAGAGAAACCCUGUCUCGGGGGGAAAAAAGGGGGGGGGGAAUCUGUAAGACAAUGCUGGAAGGUACUCUCCCGAUGCUGAGAGGAUGCUUUUAAAUCAUGUGUACUGCAUUCUAGAUGGAGCUCAAUAGGCUGAUUCUCCACAUCAGCUCUCUCUGUCUCUCUAGUCUUCUUGCAGGCUAACAAUAAAUACCCUAAAUGUUUAACAUGUCUCUAGGGCAAUAGUUUCCAGUCUUCUGGAGAUGAAUUUGUUUUUGUGUGUUUAGGGAUGGAUCGAUUUUCAUUGUUUUAUGACUUGAAAGAAGCAAAACAUUGUCUCUACAGAGGAAUAAAUAUCACUGAAGUAAGAAGGCUGUAAACUCGAGAAAAAUGCAGUGCUCUGCAAAAAAGUCUUUGCCGAGCUGGCAAUAGCUACUCAUUUCUGGUUUUUAGCCUAACAGAUUAAAGCUUUAUCUCCAACUAGUGAUUGGAAACAUUGUCUUCUAACAGUUGGUGUAGUGUCAGAAGCCUCCUCUUAGAUGGCAAGUUUUGGAUGUUGGAGCUUAGAAUCCUUGGAUUCAUAGUUUGCUCACACGAAGUAGUCCCUGAUGCUCAAGUGUGAGCCUUUCACCUCCUGAGUCUACUUUUGACUGCUGCUUCACAAACCUUUUGUGAGAAGCAAGAAAAAUGUGGGAUUUGUUUUUGUGUGCAAAGUAUGAAACUCAAGGGGGCAGGUCACAUGGCCCAGUGUGUAAAGGCAAUUGCCUGACCAACCUGAGUGUCAUCCCAGAACCCACGUAAAGGUGAAAGGAAAGAGCUGACUCCACAAAGUUGUCUUCUGACUUCCAUACUUGUGCCGUGGCAUGUGAGUGCCUGAACACUCUGUCACACACAGGCACACAUCUGGCGCACAUAUAAAAUAACAGUAAGAUAUUUUACAGUAUGGAACUUAUCAGUUGUAGAAAAUUAUUUUAAAUAACUUAUUAAAAUCCCAUUCCAUCAAGCCAGAUGUGGUGGCCCAACACUGAGGAGGCAGAGGCAGAUGCAUCUCUGACUUUGGGGCCAACCUGGUCCACAGAGGGAGUGAGUUCCAGGAUAGCUAGGGCUACCUAGAGAAACACUGUCUCAAAAAGACAAAAACAAACAAGCAAAAUUCCUUUCCAUCACUCAUAGAUGUGGCAGGUGUCUUAUUUGUCUUAUACAUAUCACCUCCUUAUUUAGAAUAUAAUUAUUUUAUUAGCCUUGGAAAAACUGAGCUGACCUUCCUGAUAUCUGAUCCUUCCCACUCCACUAUUCUUUCUAUAUGUAUCCCUUAUUAACUAUAGACUUUCAUCAUGUUCAGAGUCUUUCUAGUCAAUGCCCCAGACCCAGAAGCCAUAAAAGAACUGUUACAUGUCACCAACCGUGAUAACAAAGUCACAGAUACAUAACAAACUGGGGUUGGCUAUCACAGUGCAUGCCUUCCUCCAAGCGCUCAGGAAGUGGAUCUCUGUGAGUAGGAGGCUAGCAUGGUCUACCUAGCCAGUUCCAGACCCUGUCCCAAAGAAACAAACUGGGAACAACCUGCAGCUCCAAUCCUCAGAGUCAGGUUUCAGGUGGAAACCAAGAAAACUCACUCCAAAGAUGGAAGCUUAUAAAUGAAAGCUUCCUUUCCUGAGCGCUCAGGGAGGCAGUCAGCUUGGGAUCUGAACCUCGUCCCUGAGGGGAAGCUGUAUCACAGAUUUAGAGGAAAAUGAGGGGGGCUGAGGGGGGCUUAGGAUCAGCCAAUCAUGUUUUGACAUUAAGGGUUAAGUGAGGGAAUAUCUGUUGGAGACUGAGCCUUUUCCAGGACACCUGGCUUUAAGGCCCUUAACUCAUCCUCCUAGAUGUUUGGUCUGGAGCUCAAGGGAACAAAGGAGCUGGUUAGAUGGGUGCAGUUGAUGAGAGCCGGGCAGGCAGUCUGUUAUAUAUUUUUACAAUUCAGACACCUUUGUUAAAAUAACAGCAAGUUUUACAUAAACUGGUAGGUUUAUGAGGCAAUUAAGAAAAUCUUUGGAGGGGCAGGGUAGGAGCAGGUCCCUGAGCCUGGAGAUAUGAACACUGCUUGACCCUGUUAACAAAAUGGGGGAGCAAAAUGGGAGAAUUGCUUUUGAGAAGGCUGGGCUCCGGUGGCUUGCUCCUUAUAGUCAGCAAAGCCCUGCCAUUCCUUUGAGCAUAUGAGUUUACAAGACUCAGCUGUUAUCUCUUCCUUUGAAAAUACAAUAUCUUCCUGAAAUAGUGUUCCUGAAUAGGCUUUGAAUGUUUUUCUUUUAUCUGCAAUUCAGGGUUACCUCUCAUGAAUGCCACCUAUACUUGUGUGCUUAUGCGUUCUGUUAAGUGUGUUCACACAUUGAACUUUUGUUUAGAUUUUUGCCUCUCCUGAUUGGUUAUCAGCAAGCUUGUAAGGGUCUGACUGUAUUAAAUCGAUGAGGAGGCUCAUAAAUCAGUGAUGUGACUGUUAAACCUUAAAACUUGUAGGAUGUUUGCACCCUUUGGCCCAACAGUUUUUCUUCUAGAAAAGUAUCCUGGAGAAAUGAACAAGAUUUAAUAAUAAAUGGACAAAAUUUAAUAAUAACAA
Mus musculus (house mouse) is the source of this 5691-nucleotide messenger RNA. RefSeq names its product zinc finger protein 660 (gene Zfp660). NCBI's taxonomy places the organism in Eukaryota, Metazoa, Chordata, Mammalia, Rodentia, Muridae. The transcript is spliced from 3 exons. Bases 524 to 1537 code for a protein of 337 amino acids. The record is from RefSeq and is a predicted model, not a curated record.